Messenger RNA from Syngnathoides biaculeatus (alligator pipefish), 2087 nucleotides. RefSeq names its product prolyl 4-hydroxylase, alpha polypeptide III (gene p4ha3). Gene Ontology annotation, biological process: peptidyl-proline hydroxylation to 4-hydroxy-L-proline. NCBI's taxonomy places the organism in Eukaryota, Metazoa, Chordata, Actinopteri, Syngnathiformes, Syngnathidae. The record is from RefSeq and is a predicted model, not a curated record. Gene Ontology annotation, molecular function: procollagen-proline 4-dioxygenase activity; protein binding; iron ion binding. The transcript has 13 exons. Bases 84 to 1703 code for a protein of 539 amino acids. Gene Ontology annotation, cellular component: endoplasmic reticulum.
GCAACUCAAGCCUGAGGAGCUCAGCCCACGGAGGAGAAGUCCUUCUCCCAAGUUCCAGUUUGGGUGCGGACGCGCUGCCGGAGAUGAAGCUGUUGACGUUUUGCGUGUGCGCGCUGGUGCCGGCGUGCGCGUGCUGUGAAGUGUUCACAUCGCUGCUGGACGUCCGGCAGGCCGCCAGCGUGGAGAGGAAGCUGAUGGCACACUUGAGGACGUACAUCCACGCGGAGUGGGACAGGCUGCAGAACGUCAGGCGGUUUUAUUCCAAAGUGUCGAGCAUGCACAAGGUGCUCGACGGGGGCGCGUCAGACGGCGUGGCGAACCCGCUGCUGGCCUUCACACUCAUCAAGCGGCUGCACGCAGACUGGCUCAACGUCGUCUACAGCGACCGAGCGUCGGACAACGCGCAAGCCCUCAGGUGGGGUUUGGAGCAGGAAGAAGCCAACUUGCCCAAAGAGGAGGACGUGCAAGGCGCGGCCAGGGCCCUCAUGAGGCUACAGGAUGUCUAUGCGCUCCACGUGGCCAGCCUGGCUGCUGGGCGCUUCCGGCAAGCCGGCGGAGGCCAGCUGGUGGACGUCUACGUGCCGGCUGUUGUCACGCCACUGUCUGCCGAUGACUGCUUUCUAGUGGGGAAGGUGGCCUACGAUCAGGAGGACUACUACCACUCGGUCCCGUGGCUGCGGGAGUCCGUGAAGCUCUUCAGGCGUUCUGGAGGCCGCCGGAGCCCCGAGAAUGGAGGCAAUCUGGAGGACGCGCUGGACCACCUGGCCUUCUCCCACUUUAAGAGCGGAAACAUCUCUGGCGCGCUCAGCCUGUCCCAGGAGCUGCUGCAUCACGAUCCAACGAACAGAAGAGUUUUCCAGAACGUGGCGAAAUACGAGAAGCUGCUUGCGACGAGACCGGCGAGGUCAGCAAGGGCGCCCGUGUCGCCGGGCAGACCCGCCGGCAAAUGUCCAAGGACCCAGGACGCUUACGAGAAGCUUUGCCAGACGCCGGGGCCGCAGCCGACCUUUGCGCACGACGGCCGAUUGUUCUGCGACUAUUUCACUAACGGGAGCCCUGCGCUGCAGCUGCUGCCCGCCAGACGCGAAGUGCUGAGUCUGCGUCCUCAGGUGUUCCUCUACCAUGACUUCGUCACCGAGCGCGAGUCCGAACGCAUCAAAAACCUGGCCCAGACCGGAUUGAGAAGAUCGGUGGUGGCAGCUGGAGAGAAACAGGCGACGGCAGAUUAUCGCAUCAGCAAGAGCGCGUGGCUGAAGAACUCGGCACACGCCACCGUCGCCAAGCUGGACCGGAGGAUCGCCACGGUCACGGGUCUGGACGUGACACACCCGUUCGGCGAGUACCUCCAAGUGGUCAAUUACGGCAUCGGCGGUCAUUACGAGCCUCACUUUGAUCACGCCACGUCGCCGUCCAGUCCCGUCUUCAGGCUUAACACGGGGAAUCGGGUGGCCACCUUCAUGAUAUACCUCAGCUCUGUGGAGGCGGGCGGCUCCACGGCCUUCAUCUACGGCAACUUCAGCGUUCCCGUCGUGAAGAACUCAGCCAUUUUCUGGUGGAAUCUGCAUCGUAACGGUGGCGGGGAUGAAGACACGCUGCACGCUGGCUGUCCUGUGCUAGUUGGAGACAAAUGGGUGGCCAACAAGUGGAUCCACGAGUACGGCCAAGAGUUCCGCCGCGGCUGCGGCUUGAAUCGUGAGGAGUGAGGAGUUCGGGCGCGAGUGUUUGCGCCGGGACCUUCGCGAUCGUGAGACGCACGUGCAGGUUGCGUGGAACCAGGCCGAGUCGAGAGGACGGCGCGCGGCCGAGCCGGAAGGCGCGUUACCGACCGGCUUUAAGGAUCGGGGGCCCUCCGGAGACCGAGCGCUGGAUGGGCCAGUUCCUGUGGACGGACUCAAAGCAGACUACGCUGCAGGUUUCACUUAGUAGACGCUUUGCCCACAGCGAGAAGGCAUGAAAUAUGCAGCAGCGUCUCUUGCCAUUGAGUUGGACGUCACGAGAACAAUGCCGCCCAGAUCACUUUCUUUAUCAGCCAGGGAGUCUUGUGCCCAAAUCUUCUGCUACCAUAAUAAACACUGCGAAAACACCAA